Molecule: messenger RNA, 619 nt
Organism: Danaus plexippus (monarch butterfly)
Lineage: Eukaryota; Metazoa; Arthropoda; Insecta; Lepidoptera; Nymphalidae
Exons: 5
Coding region: 1-609 (202 amino acids)
Source: RefSeq, a predicted model, not a curated record
AUGACAGAAAAUAUGGAUAUAAGUAUUCUAAAAUUAAAAUUAAAUUCAGCAAAAAGACGUAAAUUGGCAAACGAAAGGAAAGAAUUCACUUUACGCAAUGAACAACAAUCGCUUUCCGAACAAAUUUCCCUACUGUCUUUGGAAUCAGAAUCAUUAAGUCUUCAAAUAGAAGAUUUAAAACAGAAAAUCAUUCAAAGUAAAUAUCAAAUCGCUAUGAUAGACAUCUGUGCUGCAUCCGAAAAAGCAAAACUGGAGAACUAUAGUAAGGUCAUCCAAAUCCGCAAGGAAAGUUUUGAUCAACUGUUUGCUAAUGGUAAUUAUAAGAUAAAACAACAUAACGCAAAAAACGAAAAAUUAAGAACAAAACUAGCCGAGGCUGAGGAAGCGCAAAGAAAAAAAGAAGCGAAUAUUCUAGAAAGAAACGAAAUGAAAACUAAAGAAGCUGUUGCUAUUGAAGAAGAAUGCGUUGCAAUAGAAAAAGAGUGUAGCGUGCUUGUGAAAAGAAACAAAGCCAUUAUGAUACAGCUGAGACGCAAGCUUGUUGAAGCUGAGAAUAUUCGGCGGGAACUCAUUAAGAAAAAGGAGAACGCUAUCAUAGAUAACAAAUAAAUAUGGUGGA